Messenger RNA from Periophthalmus magnuspinnatus, 645 nucleotides. It is a transcript of the gene nxt2, whose product is annotated as nuclear transport factor 2-like export factor 2. Gene Ontology annotation, cellular component: nuclear pore central transport channel. The transcript has 4 exons. NCBI's taxonomy places the organism in Eukaryota, Metazoa, Chordata, Actinopteri, Gobiiformes, Gobiidae. The coding region runs from base 137 to 568 and encodes 143 amino acids. The record is from RefSeq and is a predicted model, not a curated record. Gene Ontology annotation, biological process: protein import into nucleus.
GCUUUUAGCAUGGAGCUAAGCUUUUAUAGCAUCAUUGCUAGUUUAAGUCAAUAAAAUAAACAAUUAAACAAUUCAAAGGUCCAGCAGAACUCAUCUAAUCCAAGGAUUUAAUAUUUUAUCUGCUGUUGCUGUGGUCAUGGCGAGCACAGUGGACUUCAGGACCCACGUGGACCAGUCGUGCCGAUAUUCUGAGGAGUUUGUCAACAUUUAUUAUGACUGCAUGGACAAAAAGAGAAGGAAUCUGACUCGACUUUACCUGGACAAAGCCACACUGGUGUGGAACGGAAAUGCGGUGUCUGGACAGGAGGCUCUGGCUGAGUUUUUUGAGUCUCUUCCUUCCAGUGAAUUUCAAGUUCUCACAUCAGACUGUCAGCCAGUCCACGAACAAGCGACACAAGGCCAGACUACGCUGCUCGUGUUGACCUGUGGACUGGUCAAGUUUGAAGGAAACAAGCAACGUUAUUUCAACCAGAACUUUCUGUUAACGGCACAAGCUUCACCCAACAACGACCAGCCAGUUUGGAAAAUCGCCAGCGACUGCUUCAGGUUUCAGGACUGGAACAGCUGACGAGACAAAACCUUGAAUAUCUCACUCUCCACCAAUCCUCCAUAACUGUUGUUUGUUUGCAUUUGUACUCGUUUUUU